This is a messenger RNA of Lathyrus oleraceus (garden pea), 699 nucleotides long. Its product is annotated as F-box/kelch-repeat protein At3g23880. Bases 43 to 432 code for a protein of 129 amino acids. Gene Ontology annotation, molecular function: protein binding. Lineage: Eukaryota; Viridiplantae; Streptophyta; Magnoliopsida; Fabales; Fabaceae. The record is from RefSeq and is a predicted model, not a curated record. The transcript is spliced from 2 exons.
GUAGCCUUCUCCUUAGGAUUUUGAUAAGAGGGGUGAUAGCAAAUGGCAAAAAACAUGCUGCGGCCUAAACCAACCCUAACAUCACUGCAUAUUCCGUUGGAUCUGGUUGCAGAAAUCCUCUGUAGACUUUCCGUGAAACAACUGACUCAACUCCGAUGCGUGAGCAAGUCAUGGAAUUCCCUUAUCUCUGAAGAUUCUAAAUUUGCCAAGAAGCAAUUCCGGUUGUCAAGCUCAUGCCAAGGCCGCCACCAUCUCAUCCUAAAAUCUCGCGAGUUCCCUCAUUUACAUUUCCCAAUCUCGACUAUCUUCAGCUCCAAAGAAGCCACUAUGUCCGGCUACUAUCUUAAAGGAGAAUCUAUAGGGGGUAAUGUCUCCACUUGUGACGGCAUUCUAUGUUAUAUGAUAGCAAAUGGAUGGAUCAAUGUCAGUUAAAAUAGCAAUCAUUGAUUAUAAUCUAGCAAGCAAGGAUGUAGGUGAUAUUGAUCAUGGUUAUUCAUUAUAUGAAGAAAUUAUGUAUUAAUUUCAGUUUGUUAUAUAGGGCCAAAAGGAAACAGGGUGACUGUUGAGCUUUUGAUUGAUAAAACAUAGUUUGGUUGGCUCUUUUGAUUGAUAAAACAUAGUUUGGUUGGCUCUUUAUUUUAUUUCUUACAAAUGCAAAUACUAAUAGAAGGGAGUCAUUAGAGCUUUCUGAUGCUAUAC